AUGGCGCCUAACGUGUCUCCACCUUCGACCGACGUCCGCAAGCGUGCUGUGACCGACUCGCAGCCCCUCAUCGGGCCCGGUCACGCCGACAAGCACAACGAGCUUUGCGAGAAGCUUCGAAAGAAGCAGGUCAACGAAGUUGCUCACGUCUCCGAGAGCGGCACCGGCAUCCUUGGCUGGUUUUCUGCCACCGUCUCCGACCUCUUCUACUACCUCUUUGUCUGGUUUCCUCGAACGUGGUGGUAUACGCUCACCAGCCUGCCUCAGCUCGUGCUGGACCCAAUCGGCUUUGCGACCGCCUUCACUUUUGCAUUCCUGAGCACAUUUGUUCUCCUCGGUGGCCUCAUUGGAAGCGCGAUUUGGCGUCUGCCCUAUGUUCAGUCCAUCUGGAAGCCGAUCUCGAUUCGAAAGAACAUCGGCCUCGGCAACCUGGCAUACCCUCUCAUCUUCGAGUUCGGCGCCAAUCCGCAGAACAAGCAAAUCCGCGAUGCGGCCUUCACUGUCAUGUCGGAUCCCACGGGCACAUUCGCCCAGCCUUCGACGGCCGAGGAGCGCAACUUUGACCUCGAGGUCUCGAAGCUCCUCAUGAUGCUCUCUGCACUCGUCUACGAGCGUGACGUCGGUGAAUACCACAAAGCUGCCUGCUCUGCUCACUACUCGAAGAAAGCCAGGAAACAAUUUAUGUGCGGUCGUGACGACCUCACCGACGCCGGCAGAGACCUUCGCAAAAAGCUCGACAUUGCCGACCGCAAGAUCAACCAGGUCGCCAACGAGUGGGGUCUUCACUAUGCGAGCGUCUCUGAGCUUGGCACCAACACCUCGCCUCUCUGCGGUGCCUUCUGGAACCCAGACUUCAACUUCAUUAUCCUCGCCUUCAAGGGCACCAACCCGGUCGAGUUCAAGGAGUGGGCCGUCGACCUCACAUUUGACUACACGGACGGUCGUGCCUGGCUGCCCGGCUACACCAAGGUGCACGCUGGCUUCUACAAUCAGCUCUUCCCGCAGCAGCUCAACCAUGCCACCGGUGCCUUCCCGUACACCGAGAUCCGCACUGCCAUCAACGACAUUGCCAAGCAGAUCCGAGCCACUUCGUACAGCGACCAUGUCAACCUGUUCGUCACGGGACACAGUCUCGGAGCUGCGCUCGCCUGCGUGUUCUAUUCUCGUGCCAUUGCUUCCCCCAAGGACUUUGGCCAGACGGAAGACGGCGGCAACCAGGUCUUUGUUCGCGACGCUUACUGCUUCGGCACUCCCAUCAUCGGUGACCCUGACUGCGUGUCGGCUUUCAACCAGGCCUGUCACGACAGGGACCUCGAUCACCCUCAAGCACUCUGGCGCGUCACCAACCGUCGCGAUGCUGUUGCGACCAUGCUUCCGGAUGCCGGCGACAAUAGCGCUCUGAAGCACAUCAGCCCCACGAGCCAGCUUCACUUUGCCCACGUCGGUCAGGAGGUCCAGCUCGGCAACAAUGUCCACAGGGUCUACACGGGUCCGGGCACUCUGCUCCCGACGCAGACGCCCGUCAACAUCAUCACGCACCUUCCGCACGGAGGCGCAGGACCCGAGGUGAUGCUGCCGCCCUACUUUUGGCUGCUGGAGCGCAUCCCGCUGGUACAUCGCUUUGUCGCCCACCUCCCCUCGUCGUACUGGGACCGCCUCACCAAGGUGCAUGCCGAGAGCGAGAUCGAAUACGCUCGCUGGCAUUGA
Molecule: messenger RNA, 1707 nt
Organism: Kalmanozyma brasiliensis GHG001
Lineage: Eukaryota; Fungi; Basidiomycota; Ustilaginomycetes; Ustilaginales
Product: Lipase, class 3
Exons: 3
Coding region: 1-1707 (568 amino acids)
Biological process (GO): lipid metabolic process
Source: RefSeq, a predicted model, not a curated record